AUGUUCCGCGGUGGUCGUGGCGGCAUGUUCCAGCCGACCAUUCUGCCCGGCUCGCCCGGCAUGGGAAUGCCCCCGCCUGGCUUCGGCGGUGGCAAGCACAUCAUGGCCAAGGUGAAGGUUCCUGGUGGUGGUCCCAAGUCCGCUUCGAUGCGAGUCGGCAAGGGAGUGAAGGUGAAGGCGGGCGGCCUCCCAUCGCCGGGCUCCCAGCCGAGCGCUAUCUCCCCUCAGCCGAGCAUCAGCCCUGGCUCUGGCGGCAGUCCCGCCUCCCCUGGAGCUCCCUCCCCCAUGGAAGGCACCAAAGUGACGGCCGCUCCACAUCCACCUCCGGCGGCGCCCAAGGCCAAUGGACUGCCUCCGCCACCGGCGCACAAAGUGCCGCCCAGUGGACCGCCCGCUCCGCCGGCCUCUCAUUAG
Molecule: messenger RNA, 414 nt
Organism: Rhagoletis zephyria (snowberry fruit fly)
Lineage: Eukaryota; Metazoa; Arthropoda; Insecta; Diptera; Tephritidae
Source: RefSeq, a predicted model, not a curated record